Brachypodium distachyon (stiff brome) is the source of this 1725-nucleotide messenger RNA. RefSeq lists its product as uncharacterized. The coding region runs from base 36 to 1562 and encodes 508 amino acids. NCBI's taxonomy places the organism in Eukaryota, Viridiplantae, Streptophyta, Magnoliopsida, Poales, Poaceae. The transcript is spliced from 3 exons. The record is from RefSeq and is a predicted model, not a curated record. Gene Ontology annotation, biological process: root development; shoot system development.
AAGAGCACCGAAUUAGCUUCAGUCUCCAAGCAGCAAUGGCUUACCAUCUGAGAUCUGCGAGCGCGCCUUCCAGCCCUCGAUCGAACGAGACCAAGGUCGAGCAGCAGCUCCAGAGCCUGAGCACUGCAACCUCUUCGCCCUCGGCGACCAUCGACACAAUGUGUGAUGGUCUGAGGACGCUAGGAGACCUCUUUGGUUGCAUCGAGAAGAUGGUGUGCACGCCCAGCAACCAAGCCAGCCUAUGCCAGACCGUGCAAGUUCGGAAGGCGGUGGAGGAAGAGCUUGGGCGGUCGCUCGUCUUGCUUGACCUCUGCAACGCCAUGCGGGAGAGCUUCAUGGAGCUGAAGACGAUCGUCCAAGAGAACCUGCUGGUUCUCAGGAGAGGAGAAGAUGCAUCUACUCAUGCCAAGACGUACAUCCGGCUCGUCAAGAAGACACAGAAACAGUUUAAGAAGAUCACCAGGAAGACUGUUUCUGACAACAAGCAGUGCAGGGUGGUGAUGCUGCUGGCAGAAGCGAGAGAGGUUGCUGUUUCACUGCUGGAAUCAACAUCCGGCCUAUUAUCGAAGCAAAUUGAGAUGCCCAAGUGGUCUCUUGUUUCUUCCAGAACGUUCCAGAAGAGCAAAGUUGUGUGCGAAGAGGAGCAAUUGCAGGCGUUAGAGCGCGGCAUCGGGGAUCUUGAGAGCGGAGUGGAACUUCUGUACAGAAGAUUGAUCCAGAACAGAGUUUCUCUUCUGAAUGCUCUUAGCUCGAUAAGCAACACCUUGUCUGGAUGGACAGACCACCUUAGCAAAACAAUAUUCCAGAUCAUAUGGAGAAGAAACCAUCAUCAAAGAUUCAAAAUCCCAAGCAUGGCAUACCAUCUAAGAUCUGCAAGCGCGCCUUCGAGCCCUCGCUCAAACAAACCCGAUGUUGAGCAGCAGCUCCAGUGCCUGAGCGCAACCGUCUCCUCACCCUCGACGACCAUCGAUAUGAUGUGCGAUGGUAUGAGGACACUCGGAGACAUCUUCAGCUGCAUUGAGAAGAUGAUGUGCACACCCAGCAACCAAGUCAGCCUAUGCAAGACCCUGCAAAGGAAGGCAGUGGAGGAAGAGCUUGGACGGUCACUCUUCUUGCUUGACCUCUGCAACGCCAUGCAGGAGAUCUUCAUGGGGUUGAAGAUGACCGUCCAGGAGCUCCUGUUGACUCUUAAGAGAGGAGAUGAUGCAUCUUCUCAGGUGAAGGCAUACAUUCGGCUUGCCAAGAAGGCGCAGAAACAGUUCAAGAAGAUUAGCAAGAAGACUGUUUCUGACAAGGAUAGCAGGGUGGUGAUGCUGCUAGCAGAAGCGAGAGAGGUCACCGUCUCACUGCUCGAAUCGACAUCCGGCCUCUUGUCGAAGCAAAUUGAGAUGCCUAAGUGGUUUCUUGUAUCCACAACAUCCCAGAAGAGCAAAGUUGUGUGCGAAGAGGAGCGAUUGCGGGCACUAGAGUGCCGUAUCGGAGAUCUUGAGAGCGGAGUGGAACUUCUGUACAGGAGAUUGAUCCAGAACAGAGUUUCUCUUCUGAAUGUUCUUAGUUCAUAGAUACCUGGAGCUCUUGUUCCCUGCGAUUGGCAUCCACCUUUUAAAGGAUUAGUCAAUCAUCCUAACAAUUUUGCGAUAUGUACACUUCUGAAUAAGCACUGAAAUUUCACUGAGCUAAAAGCAUAUAUAUUUUUUUGUCAAUUUCAUGUCGUGAAUUCUAUUA